AUGGAUCCAGAUCAAGUCCCAAAUCUUUAUAAACAACAACGUGGACCUCCUAAGAUCAAAAAUAAAAAUCCAGCUCCAAUUCAAAUUACUGCUGAACAAAUUCUUCGAGAAGCUAAAGAACGUCAAGAAUCUGCAAAAAAAGCUCCUCGGCAAAAAAUCUCAGAUUUAGAAGAGCUAUCCGAGUAUCGUUUACGUAAAAGAAAAGAAUUUGAAGAUGCUAUAAGAAGAAACAGAUUAAAUGUUGGUAGCUGGUUAAAAUAUGCAGCAUGGGAAGAAAGUCAAAAAGAAUUAAAUAGAGCAAGAUCUGUAUAUGAAAGAGCAUUAGAUGUUGAAUCAAGAAAUGUCACUUUAUACAUUAAAUAUACUGAAAUGGAAAUGAAAAAUCGUAAUAUCAACCAUGCCAGAAAUUUAUUUGAUCGUGCUAUGUUGGGUAAUGUUGCAGGCGCAAGACAGAUUUUUGAACGUUGGAUGCAAUGGGAACCAGAUGAAUCAGCAUGGAAUUCUUAUAUAAAAAUGGAAAAAAGGUAUGGCGAAAUUGAUAGAGCUAGAGCAAUAUAUGAAAGAUUUGUGAGUGUACAUCCUGAACCUAAAAAUUGGUUAAAAUGGGUUAAAUUUGAGGAAGGUCAAAAUAAUUUAGAAAGGUGUAGAGAAAUUUUCAGUCAUGCUAUUGAAAUUUUGGGAGAAGAUCAAAUGGAUCAAAAGAUUUUUAUUGCAUUUGCAAAAUUUGAAACAAGGUCUAAAUCUGAAUCACUUUAUAAUGCAUACACACAAUUUGAAAAACAAUAUGGCGAUAAAGAAAGCAUUGAAGAUGUUGUAGUAGGAAAAAGAAGAGUCCAAUACGAUGAUGAAUUAGCAAAAAAUCCUAAAAAUUAUGAUGUAUGGUUUGAUUAUGCAAAAUUAGAAGAAAAUUCUGGCAAUGAGGAAAGAGUACGUGAAAUUUAUGAACGUGCAAUAGUUGAAGUACCACCAACUGAUGAAAAAAGGUUUUGGCGUCGUUAUAUAUAUUUAUGGAUAAAUUAUGCAUUAUAUGAAGAACUUGUAACUAAAGAUUAUGAUAGAACACGACAAAUUUAUCAGGCAUGUCUAAAAUUAAUACCUCAUAAACGAUUUACAUUUGCAAAAAUAUGGUUGCUUUAUGCGCAAUUUGAAAUACGACGUUUAGAAUUAAAGGCUGCAAGAAAAACUUUGGGUACUGCAAUUGGGAUGUGCCCAAAAGAUAGGCUUUUUAAAGGAUAUAUUGAAUUGGAAUUACAGUUACGAGAAUUUGAUCGUUGUCGUACUCUAUAUUAUAAAUAUUUGGAAUAUAACCCAGCAAACUGUUAUGCAUGGAUUAAAUUUGCAGAAUUAGAAAAAAUGUUGGGUGAUUAUGAUCGAUGUCGUGGUAUUUUUGAAUUGGCAGUCGAUCAACCAAUAAUAGAUAUGCCAGAACUUUUAUGGAAGGCAUAUAUUGAUUUUGAAUUUUCAGAACAAGAAUUUGAUAAGACAAGACAAUUGUAUGAACGUUUGUUAGAGAAGACAGGUCACGUUAAAGUGUGGAUUAGUUUUGCACAAUUUGAAUUGUAUGCUGAAGAAGGAGGAAAUAAAGAGGUUUCUGUAGAAAAAGCUCGUAAAGUGUUUGAAAGAGCUUAUAAUAGUAUAAAAGAAAGAGAUUUAAAAGAAGAGCGAGUUCUUUUAUUAGAAUCUUGGAAAGAUUUUGAAAGUAAUCAUGGUACUGAAGAUAGUUUAUCGGUUGUUGAAGGAAAAAUGCCUAAAGUUGUUAAGAAAAGACGCAAAUUGGAUGACGCUGAGGGUCACACUGGUGGUGUUUCAUGGGAAGAAUAUUUUGAUUAUAUAUUUCCUGAUGAUCAAACUCAAAAACCAAACUUUAAAUUAUCAGCUACAGCUCAUGCUUGGCAUGAAGUAAUUAAACAAAUACUUUACGAAACUGAGAAACCAGACUUGUCAUCAUUAACACAAGAAGAUUUGGAAAGACAUGAAAUGAUAGAACGAGCAUGA
Messenger RNA from Entrophospora sp. SA101, 1995 nucleotides. The record is from the annotation of a GenBank genome assembly. NCBI's taxonomy places the organism in Eukaryota, Fungi, Glomeromycota, Glomeromycetes, Entrophosporales, Entrophosporaceae.